AUAAAUUUGUCAUCUUUUCCUAUCUCACGCACGAGGCAGCACUUUGGCGAUUGUUCAGUCUUUUCUCUCAAAAUGACUCGUGUUUUCAUCGGGAGAUUGGCAAUGAAUGCCCGAGAAAGCGAUGUGGAAAAAUUUCUUCGAGGAUACGGUAAAUUAAAAGACAUAAGCUUGAAAAGAGGAUACGGAUUUGUGGAGUUUGAUGAUCAUCGAGAUGCUGAUGAUGCGAUUGCAGAUUUGAAUGGCAAGGAACUGCUGGGAGAAUAUGUUGCAUUAGAGUUGGCCAGAGGAAAGAGGAGUGGUGGUGGUGGUGGGCGCGGUGGAGGAAGAGGUGGAGGGGGCUAUGGUGGUCGCAGACCUGUUUGGCUGGACAAGGGGUCAAGGUAUGGGCCUCCAGUAAGAACACAAUACCGUGUUAUCGUGGAAAACAUGUCAAGUCGUACAAGUUGGCAGGAUCUGAAAGACCACCUUCGCCAGGUCAGCAAUGCAAGACUAACUUAUGCUGAUGCACAUAAAAAGAGAGUUGGAGAAGGAUGUGUAGAAUUUGAGAGUCGUGAGGACAUGCUGGAUUGCCUUAGGAAAGCUGAUGAUACAGAACUUGGAGGCAAAAGGAUUCGCCUUGUUGAAGAUAAAGGCCAUCAUAGCUCCCCUCCGAGACGCAGUAGUUACAGAAAGAGCUCUCACUCAAGGUCUCGCUCAAGGUCCCGUUCACGAUCUCGAUCUCGUUCUCGCUCCCGAUCACCGAAGAAGCGUUCAAGGUCUUACUCUCGCUCCAGAAGUCGCUCUGCAUCAAGGUCCCCAGCCCGUGCAACAAAGCAUUCACGAACACCUUCAAGGUCUCCUGAGCCAGCAAGGGCUGCAUCACCUGACGAAAGACGCGACGAAAGACGCGAUGAAAGACGUGAAGAAAGUGACGAUUGAUUUUCAUCUUUGGUUUAAGUUUACAUAGGCUACUUUUGAACCAGUGUUCGUUCAAAAUACAUCUUAUAGAAAACUGUCCAUUGAACAAUUUUUUGAAGUUUUUAGUGAUUGCAAAUAUACCACAUUUGUUAGAGAUUUUUUCUUGUGUGUGGGCUUGAAUGUCUGAACCAAACACAGAAUAGAAGUUCAUAGUGGAAGAGUUUAUGUAAAGUUCCCUCUACUCUAAUCAAUGUCAGUAUCUAAUAGAGAUUUUCAGUCGAAUACAGUUUUGAUGAUCAAAAUUGUGUUAUAUUUAGAAAUUUUGUACUGUUUGCAUUUGAUUUAAUUGUGUUGUCUAGUAUAUUAAAGGAAACACUCAUCAUGUAAAACAAGUUGUUAGAGGUCAUUUGAGUGACCACUCUGAUAUAAUGGAAAGCUGUAAUUCUGUUGUUUUAAAAUAAAAUCUUAACCAGAUUUGAUCCUA
This is a messenger RNA of Pocillopora damicornis (cauliflower coral), 1381 nucleotides long. RefSeq names its product serine/arginine-rich splicing factor 6. The record is from RefSeq and is a predicted model, not a curated record. NCBI's taxonomy places the organism in Eukaryota, Metazoa, Cnidaria, Anthozoa, Scleractinia, Pocilloporidae. Gene Ontology annotation, molecular function: mRNA binding. Gene Ontology annotation, cellular component: cytoplasm; nucleus.